Molecule: messenger RNA, 2844 nt
Organism: Pneumocystis jirovecii RU7
Lineage: Eukaryota; Fungi; Ascomycota; Pneumocystomycetes; Pneumocystales; Pneumocystaceae
Exons: 6
Coding region: 1-2844 (947 amino acids)
Biological process (GO): establishment of cell polarity; septin ring organization; intracellular signal transduction
Cellular component (GO): cytoplasm; mating projection tip; nucleus
Molecular function (GO): guanyl-nucleotide exchange factor activity; protein binding
Source: RefSeq, a predicted model, not a curated record
AUGACACAGUCUCUGUCAACAAAAUCUAGUAUAUCAACCAAUACAUCCACUAGUUUUUCAAAAUAUGAUGAACUUCGUCCUUCAGAGUCUUUAGAUUCUUCAGUAUCUGUAAACAAUCAAAAUAUCUCAUCACUUGAGUCUAUACCGUUACCUACAAAUUCUAUAACUAAUAAACCUGCUAUUGCAUCUUCCUCUAUUUAUCAAAUGUGUCGAGAGAUUCAUGAGCGAUUGCUCGAGGUUCCAAAUUUUGAAAUUUAUUUGACUAAUGCCAGGUCUCAAAGCGAUCUUUUUCCAGCAGGAAUAACAAAUGAUCCAGUCUCUUUACUUUGGCAAUGUUUCCGUCAAGGUGCAAGUCUUUGUGCUCUUUACAAUGCACUUAAGCCCGAAAAACCUUUAACUGUUAAUCCAAAAGCCCACUUAACAAGUAUGAAUGCAUGUAAAGCAAAUGUAUAUCAUUUUCUUCUAGCUUGUCGUAACGAACUUGGAUAUAAAGAUAGCGACUUGUUCUCUAUUUCUCAACUGUAUCAGGAUGAUACAAAUGGGUUUGUUAAAGUAGCGAAAACAGUGUCUCUUAUACUAGACAAACUAGAAGAACAGAAUCUUUUAAUUAAAAGAAAAAAAGUAAUAUGUCAUGAUCAAAAUUUAAAUAAACCAAAAGAUAAUCGUGCCAAAGUUGUUGCAGAACUUUUAGAUACAGAAAGAAAGUAUGUCCAAGACAUGGAAACUUUGCAAAACUAUAUGCAUGCUCUUCAAUCAAAUGAAAUUGUAUCCGCAGAUACAAUUCAUCUUUUAUUUGCAAACCUCAAUAUGCUUGUUGAUUUUCAACGUAGAUUUCUUAUUGGAAUAGAAGCUAAUUCUGCUCUUCAACCUGAGCACCAAAGAUUUGGAGCACUAUUUAUGCAAAUGGAGGAAUCAUUUAGUAUAUAUGAACCGUUUUGUUCGAAUUAUACAUAUGCUUCUGAUCUUGCUAUUGAGGAAACUGCGAAAUUAAGUAAACUUGCACAUAUUGUAGAACCUACUUAUGAAUUACCAUCAUUAUUAAUUAAACCUAUUCAAAGAAUUUGCAAAUACCCGCUUUUACUUAAAGAACUGUUAAAACAUACAAGUCCAUCAGAUCCUCAUUAUGAAGAAUUAAAACAAGGAAUGCAUGCAAUUAAGCGAGUUACAGAUCGUGUUAAUGAAACUCGUCGUCGACAAGAAAAUGAGGUUGUUGUAAUGGAACUUGAGAGAAGAGUAGAAGACUGGAAGGGACAUAAUGUAUCAAGUUUUGGAGCACUUUUACUUGAAGAUAUAUUUAUGGUACUUAAAGGAGAUGUAGAACGAGAAUAUCAUGUAUAUCUUUUUGAAAGAAUUUUACUUUGUUGUAAAGAAAUGUCCACCUCAAAAAAACAAACAAAAAACAUGUCUAUUUCAAAAAAGCCACAAAAAAAACGAGGAAGUUUGCAAUUAAAAGGCAGAAUUUUUAUUAAUAACGUCUCAGAUAUUAAUUCUAUUUCAAAAAAUGGACAAUAUACUUUACAGAUUCACUGGCAUAAUGAUCAUGAAAAGGAAUACUUUAUACUUAGAUGUCGUAAUGAAGAAAAUUUGAAACAAUGGCAUACUGCACUCAAAAAACUCAUAGAAGAAUUAAAAUCUAAAGAAAGCAUUCAAAUUAAUCAAAAUCUAGUAAACCAUAAAUCCAGUUUAUCUAAUAAUCAAUUUACAGCAGUUAAGAAUUUUAAUAUGAAACCAAAAAAUUACACAACUGAUAGUGAUGACGAUAAUUGCUAUAAAGAUCUUGAAGACAUUAUUGAUAACGGCAGCGAUAUAGGAUCAUCAACUAUGAGUAGGAACCCAUCUUCAAUUAGUAUGAGGUCAAGAUCUACUACAAAUGAUAGCAUUCUUAGUUUUGGGAAUAAUUACUAUGGAACUUGGACUUGCCCUUCUCGAGAACUAUCUCAGACUUCAAAAAUAUCACAAACAUAUUUUCAAUCCUGUUCGUCAAAUCCUAAAAAUGCUCCAGAAAAUAUAAAUUACAGACCUUUUGAAAACAAUUAUACAAUUUAUCCAGAAUCUCAUAUACCAACUAUUGAUUCAUCAUCUAAUCUUACAAGGAAAAAUACAAACUCAUCUACUGCAAAUCCUUAUUCAUUUACAAGAUUUAAUUCACAAAAUUGUAAUCGCGAUUUUGACCAACUUAGGUUCACUGCACCUCCUAUGUCUCAGACACCUCAUGAAAACAAUAUUCCCUAUUUGUCACACAAUUAUCGUAUUCCAAUACAUCAAGCUCCUUCAAUAUCAGACAUAUCUCAAAAUAGGCUACGCUCUGCAAGCAAUCCAAUGAUGAAUACAUUUUCAGAAAACCAAAUACCUUUCAACACUAAUUUUUUAUCAUCACUGUCAUCAUCCCGUUUAGCAUUAAGCCAUAGAAUUGAACAUAAUGAUAGUACAUCAUCAUCUAUUUCUUCAAAUACAUCGUUGUCACGGCCUACUACUGAAUCACCAAAUACAACAGGUAAUAUUUCACCAUCUACUAUUCCGCAUACUCGUUUAGAAGCAAAUAAAAAUGAAAAUCAUAUAAAAGUUAAGGUUAAUUAUUUAGAUGAUAUUUUCGUUAUUAUUGUCGCGCCAAAUAUUGGAUAUGCUCAGUUAAUAGAGAAAGUUGAGCGUAAAAUUCAUCUUUGUGGGAAUUAUGCAGCAAAAAAUCUUAAACAACCAUUACGAAUAAGAUAUCAAGAUGAAGAUGGUGAUCAUAUUACAAUUAAUUCAGAUGAAGAUGUACAAAUGGCAGUAGAAAUGCGGCACAUGUAUGGAACGGAAGGACUAUCGGGUACGUCAGGCAUCAUUAAUCUUUAUGUUGGAUAA